AUGCCUACUAUUGCACCUAAUGCAUCAGCUCAACAUCAAGCUUUGGAAUUAAUUCAAGAUGCAAAAUCUAAAAUAAGUGAAUAUGAAACCCUAUUGAUUCAUACUAGUGACAAAGAUCUUCGACUUCAAAUCAGUAAAAAAUUAAAGGAUGUUUGUGAAACUAUUGCAAAAGAAAAAAAGCAUUUUAAUUUGCUUCAAAAUCGUGCCGCAGCUCAAGGGAGAUUUCAAGAAAAGAGAAAAAAACAACUUGAAGAUGGGAUUACCUUUGCACAACCUUCAAUCGAAUCUACAACUGACAUGUUAUCCGCUCACUUAAUUUAUCCUUCAAGUUCCACAGUGACAUAUUUGUCUGCAGAAGAAGUUAAUGCAACGUUAGAUUCUUUUGAUACCCAACAAAUUGAAUUAAGUAAUGCAGCCAUUUUGGAAGACUUCACCAAUUUACCUUCUCUUGGUCUUUCACACAAAUUCGAAACUUCUAAUUUACUGGAGGCACUUUCUGAUAUCGAAUAA
Molecule: messenger RNA, 510 nt
Organism: Dentiscutata erythropus
Lineage: Eukaryota; Fungi; Glomeromycota; Glomeromycetes; Diversisporales; Gigasporaceae
Source: the annotation of a GenBank genome assembly